Molecule: messenger RNA, 1328 nt
Organism: Nerophis ophidion (straightnose pipefish)
Lineage: Eukaryota; Metazoa; Chordata; Actinopteri; Syngnathiformes; Syngnathidae
Product: homeobox protein engrailed-1-B-like
Exons: 2
Coding region: 205-1062 (285 amino acids)
Biological process (GO): regulation of transcription by RNA polymerase II; neuron differentiation; multicellular organism development
Cellular component (GO): nucleus
Molecular function (GO): RNA polymerase II cis-regulatory region sequence-specific DNA binding; DNA-binding transcription factor activity, RNA polymerase II-specific
Source: RefSeq, a predicted model, not a curated record
AACCGGAGACGGACGACAACGGUUCGAGGGCGGGAAAGAGUCGGGUUUACGCCGAGGGAAACUAUUAUGUGAUGUUUUAAAAAAAACAAAAAACCCCGCAUUGAUUCUUUUAAAAAGGUCGCUUUUGAUUUUUUGGCUAAAUUGGAUAACACAAAGAGGCGGGAAGGCAACACGUGGAGUGUUGUCGCGCGGCGAGCGGCAGCCAUGGAAGAGCGCAAGGAGCCGAACGGCGGCCGGGACUCCACCGAGGACGAGAGCCUGUCGCCGAACCUGCCGUCCCCGGCGCCGGUCCUCCCGCACCAGGCCGCCCAGCAGACCCACAGAACCACCAACUUUUUCAUCGACAACAUCCUGCGGCCGGACUUCGGCUGCAGGAAGGAGGCGAGCUACGCCCGGGAGAGAGGCGGCCAGACGGCGGGCCGGGAGAACGUCAACCCGCUGCUGGCCGCGACGAGGCCGCACGCCGGCAGCCUCUGCCUGGACUCGAACUGCAGCAGCGACAGCGCCUCGUCGCCGUCCUCCUCCUCCUCCUCGUCCUCGUCUUCCUCCUCGUCGUCGUCGCCCAAGCAGGCGAAGCAAGCCGAAGCGGCGAGCAACGGCUCGGGGGGAAGAUACGCGGACAGCCCCGCCGCCAUCGUGGUGGUCAACGGCGGCAAUGGAGCGUCUCCGCCCGCCGCCAAGGACCCGAUGCUGUGGCCCGCCUGGGUCUACUGCACGCGGUACUCGGACCGGCCCUCAUCUGGGCCGAGGACACGCAAACUGAAGAAGAAGAAGAGCAGCAAGGAGGACAAGCGGCCGAGGACGGCGUUCACGGCCGAGCAGCUGCAGAGACUGAAAGCCGAGUUCCAGGCCAACCGCUACAUCACGGAGCAGCGGAGACAGUCCCUGGCCCAGGAACUCAACCUCAACGAGUCCCAGAUCAAAAUCUGGUUCCAGAACAAGCGGGCCAAGAUCAAAAAGGCCACCGGCUACAAGAACGGCCUGGCGCUGCAGCUGAUGGCCCAAGGACUGUACAACCACUCCACGACCACCGUGCAGGAGGACAAGGAGGACAGCGAGUAGACUCUCUCUUAUUUAAACCCCCCUAUGGACAUCAAAAUUAUAUAUAAAUAUAUAUAUAUAGCCGCUGCAGUUAUCAUGUCGUAAACCGUAUCUUCCAUUCGUCCUCGGUAUAUCGUCUCUCUCUGCAUUGCGUGGUUGUAUCCCCCCCCCCCCCCCCGACCCGCCCCAUGGCCAUCGUUUUAUUGUGCAGCUCCUUUCACGGUUUAUCGUUUCUCACAUCGCAGACGCAAAGCCAAAGAUUUUUCAUAUGUUCACAUGUGUAUAUA